Molecule: messenger RNA, 5394 nt
Organism: Pieris napi
Lineage: Eukaryota; Metazoa; Arthropoda; Insecta; Lepidoptera; Pieridae
Gene: ago
Product: F-box/WD repeat-containing protein 7
Exons: 11
Coding region: 203-2635 (810 amino acids)
Biological process (GO): ubiquitin recycling; proteasome-mediated ubiquitin-dependent protein catabolic process
Cellular component (GO): nucleus; cytoplasm
Molecular function (GO): ubiquitin binding
Source: RefSeq, a predicted model, not a curated record
AAAGACUAUUCACUAUUGUCGAAUGUCGACUGUCGAAAUGCAAGCACCACAUUUCUAAGUUAAAUGAAUAAUUUUAAACCUAAUUCACUUUGAUGCUGCAACCUGCAUCAAUUUAAAAGUGCUAAUAAAAUGUGUGUUUAGGAAAUAUAAAGUAUCUUCAAAUGAAGAUCUUCCGUGGUAUCUAAAAACAGAAAUCAUCACAAUGGAGCCAUCCUGCUCAUACUCUGAAUGUGAUAUAUUUAAAGGAAGCAAAAAUUCAUUUGAAGACAAUGUGGAAGAUAAGACUGAUGCCAAUAAUGUAAAGCCUGCAGAAAUACCUACUGAAAACAAUGAAGACCAACAAAUUGAAGACAUUGAAAGAGAUGACUUUGAGGAAGAAAACAGAAUUCUUAAACAUUGCUCUAAUAUGGUAGUAGAUGAAGAUGAGGCUUCAACAGCACAAUAUUCUCGGCCUGUAAGUAGUGUCGACCCUGAUUUAUUAAAAAUAGCCAGUGCCGAAACAAUUGCUAGGUUACAACAUUUCAUGUCUGAAGAUUUUGGCCUCCCUGGCUGUGGCCGAGAAGCAAACAAAGUUAUAGGCAGCAAAUUAAAAGAAAUGAUACAAGAUAAAGCAGGAUUGUUUGUACAGGGAACAUCUAUGUCAAAAGAAGAUUUUAUGCAAAAACUAAUUAAUAGUGGAAAGCCAGAAAAGAAAGAUUUUCCAAAGGGCAAACUUUAUAAGGCUGACUUGGAAGAAAAUGCAAAUGAUAGUAACAUGGAAAUUGAUGCGGUUAGUGGGCCAUCAGGUAGAUCUAAUUCUAAUGCUUCAAGUAUUGCAAGUACUAGCUCAGAUAGUAAGGAUUUCACAGUACCUUCUACUUCAAAUGCUGAAAAGCUUUUGGGGCUUUGUGAUGCUACAAAAAAUGGAGAAAGAAGUUCCCAGGUCUCGAGUUACGCAUAUUGCGAUCCUGAUGAUGAUUCUGAUGAGGAUGAUGUGGAAGAGACUUGGUGUACCUGUCUUUCAUCACCUGAGGAUGGAGAAGAUGAUGACGAACCAGAACCUGAAGAAAGAUUUUGGAGAAAAAGACGUUACGAGCCUCCGCCGCCCCAGUCUGCAAAAAGAUUCCGUCCUGAUGGUACAAUGGUACAAUACACCGGCGAAUGGAGUAAUUCUAACCUUGGACUUCAGUCAUUGCAGCAUAAUAUAAAUCAAGCUUCGCCCGAAUUGAACCAGUGGCUCAACAGAUUCCAGUCUUGGACUAACGUUGAGAAGAUUCAAGCUAUCGACGCUCUCAUAGGUCGCUGCACGGCAGGACACGUGCGCCACAUGAUGAAGGCUAUAGAACCUCUUUUCCAACGGGAUUUCAUAUCGCUUCUACCCAAAGAGUUGGCACUUACAGUGCUCGGUUACCUGUCGCCCAAGGAUCUCUUACGGGCUGCACAAACCUGCCGCUAUUGGAGAUUCCUCGCUGACGACAAUCUACUGUGGAAGGAACAAUGCCGUCGCAUAGGCCUGACAACAUUAAAAAAGCGUCUUCGCUCUAUGCCCCGUUGCGCCAGUCCAUGGAAAGCUGCCUACAUGCGUCAGUCGCUUAUUCAAGACAAUUGGCUGUACAAUAACGUAGAUAACCCCAUAGUGAUGCGUGGACAUGAUGAUCACGUGAUAACUUGCCUACAGUUCUAUGGAAAUCGCAUACUCAGUGGCAGCGAUGAUACAACACUCAAAGUAUGGUCCGCCAUUACAGGGAAGUGUCUGCGCACAUUGGUCGGCCAUUCCGGUGGUGUGUGGUCAUCGCAGAUGAUCGGUGAUCUUGUGAUAAGCGGUUCCACUGAUCGCACACUGCGUGUGUGGAAUGCGAAGACCGGCCGUUGCCUCAAAGUGUUAGCUGGACAUACUUCGACUGUACGGUGCAUGCACUUGCAUCAAAAUAGAGUGGUGUCAGGGUCGCGUGAUGCAACUCUACGCGUAUGGUCGAUUAGCAAAGGCUGUUGUCUUCGCGUACUCGUUGGCCACUUAGCGGCGGUGCGUUGUGUCCAAUAUGACGGUAAAGUGGUCGUGUCGGGCGCAUAUGACUACUUCGUGAAAGUAUGGAAUCCAGAGACAGGGGAAUGCUUGCACACAUUGGCGGGACAUACCAACAGGGUUUAUAGCUUGCAGUUUGACGGUGUGCACGUAGUGAGUGGUUCUUUGGAUACGUCGAUCCGCGUAUGGGACGUUGAGUCUGGUCAGCUGAAGCAUACACUCACCGGCCAUCAGUCCCUAACUUCAGGCAUGGAACUUCACUCAAAUAUUCUCGUUUCGGGCAAUGCUGACUCGACUGUUAAAGUGUGGGACAUCACCACUGGACAUUGUCUUCACACUUUAUCAGGACCAAACAAACAUCAAUCGGCUGUCACCUGCCUUCAAUCCAGCAACCGUUUCGUGAUAACAUCGUCCGACGACGGGACCGUGAAGUUAUGGGACGUGCGUACCGGUGAGUUUAUAAGGAACCUAGUCGAACUCGGCUCUGGCGGUUCUGGUGGAGUUGUAUGGCGUAUUCGGGCUUCAGCGACUAAACUCAUUUGUGCUGUCGGGUCCCGAAACGGCACCGAAGAAACCAAACUAUUGGUCCUCGACUUUGACGUUCCUGGGGCUUGUAGGAAGUGUGAUGAAUAGCAUAGACUAAAUCGGCGCCUUAUGCGCCGACAUGCCAAUCUCUAUGCGCCCUGGCACUGUUAAACUGGCGUGGUAAAGAGAGGCAUUAAUUCUGUAAUAUGUGUUGACAGUUGACAAUUGACAAUUGACCAAGCAUUCGUGUGUCAUAAGAAUACUCAUUUUAUGAUAAUAUUACCGUACGCGGGAUGGUUUUCACAUGUUGCCUCCAACCACACCUAAAACGUAAUGAUAAAAUAUGUAAUUUUUCGAUAAUUAAUUAUUUUGAUUUAAUUUUAUUUAUUUUUAUGUAUGUAAACUGUUUAAAUGUGUUUGUUCAAUUAAUUAAACUUUAGAAAUGGCAAUCUGCUUAUACUUUGACAUUGAUUUCAAUUUGAUUUCUCUUCCGUGUAGGUGGUUAGAAUUUUAUUACAUAAUAUUAUUAUAUUUAUAUUUCAUAUAUUAGUUUUUUAUGUGUUUGUUUAAUCAAUUAUUAGAAAAUUCAAUCUGCUUAUAAUUUGACAUUGAUUAUAAUUUAAUUUUCCUUCUGUGUAAAUGAUUAGAAUUUUAAUUAAUAAUAUUAUUAUUUGUAUUUAAUAUUUUUAAAUUUUAACUGACGAUGUUCUGUAUGAACAAUUAAUUAUUUUUUUUGCACCAGGCCCUUUUUAUUUAGGCUAUAGAUAUGACCUUUUAAUUUAACGUUUUAUACAUUUUAUUAUUAUAUCUUCUAAAAGGAGGAUAUCGAUUCGAUUUCAUAGGCGAUUUGGUGCAAUGUUCACGAGCAAAAUAACAAGUUCAAAAACACUUUCAUACUUUUUGAUCAUUAUGACUCUGUUACUGUAUAGGAGGCAAAUAAUCUCGAUUCAAGUCAAAUUGAAUUGUCUACCAUUUUCGUGCAGUGCCUGAUUAGCCAUACAGUCUGGUAUAAGCAACCAGUUCUUUGCUGUAAUUUUACGAUAUUAUGACCUUUAAUCAUUUAAUACCAAUAUUAUACCAUUUAUGUAAACUGUAGUUGUUAGAUUUGAUCUUGAAUGAUGAUGGCUGCCAUUAUGUAUUGCCAAAUUAUUGCACUAAACGGUAUGCUUCAUUAUCCCAAAGAGUAAGCUGAAAUCGGAUUGUAGUAGGGUUUCUAAUUUAGCCUCGAUUCUGUUAUAACAUAAUUAUUUAACAUUGACAUUAGUUUCCUGACAUUGUGAAGAUGUUCUUGUUAUAGGCUUAAGUUUCCAUAAACAGUAGAAACCCCUACAUGUUAGUUAUAGUGUAGAUAGUGGGCGGACUUCGGAGUGUGUGCCAUUGUUUGUUUUUAAAAUUUCCUAUUUUAGAGUUUAUCGUAUUUUGCCCAUUUGUACGUGUUUCUCGAUUUUUAUUUUAUUUGGACAAGAUUAUCUAAACAAGUAUGAGAGAUGUUAUUGAGUGGUUAUGCCUAAGUGGUAGUUGUAACUCAAAUUAUCACAUGACCACUCCACAAUUGUCUGAUAUAAUAAAUGGGCUAAUCAUCAUCACAAAUAAUUUUAGUAUACAGUUUUAGAAAACUAUUUCAUUUCUAUUAUGAUAAUACAUUUCAACGACGCUUUCGCCACAACUUUAUUUUUAAAUCUAUUGUUUAUCGAUGUAAAACACUCCUUGGCGUAGCCAAAACUUAGUUUUAUAGUUCCCUAGUUUAGUCGAAUUUGUUAUUAUUAUUUUUAAUUUGAUUUGUUAAUUGCAAUUUUAUGUUCCCAUUAAUUAUUGUUAAUUAUGUAUACAAUUAAUUGUCGUGGUGUUUUAUUUAUUAUAACUUCUGCAACCAGUGCAUAAUAACUUUGAAAUUAAAAAAAUCACAUUAUUCUUAGGUAAUUAUUCUUCACAAUUCUCGAAGGGAUCUCUCAACAUAAUAAUUAUAUUUAUUGUAGUUAGGGAAUAAUUUCAAUUGCAUAAUUUUGAUUCAAAUGUAACAUUAAAUAUUGAAUGACGAAACAUAGUAAUAGAAUAUAACUGUAGUUCUUAAUAUUAUCCUAAUAAUGUAUCAGUUUUGUGAUGUUAAUUUUGUAGAUUUUUCAAUGGCCAGACAUUUGUCUCUUGUAAUAUAGACUAAGGUUUUAUUCAUGUAUAAUCCUGAAAUAUUUCAGAUUUCCAAUUAAGCCUAAUUAAAAGGCCCAAAAUAUUUGGUGUAUAGCCUCCCGUAAAACAGUUACGAAUACAUGUGGUUAAUAUCGUAUGCACAUGCUAUAAGAUACUUUCUACUAUUCUAUGUAUAUAAAUAUAAUCAGCGAUAUGUGAGACGUAACGCGUUUGUGUAUUUGACUGGAAGUCUACGACGUGGCCAGUUUGCGUUACUCGUUCAAUGGCUGAAUAUUUAAACGAAGACUGAGGUAUAGGUAUAGUGUAAUUAUAGUAUUUAGUAUAGCGAACGGUUAAAAUGUCUAAAGCAAUAAGCGAAAGACGUUGUAACCGUAGGCUCUUGCACUCCACGCUACCCACCAUCCUGUCUUUGUUUUUUUCUAUAAAUUCUUUGUAUUGUUGUAUGCGUUUCGCGUUUGUUUCUAAUUUAGUAUAAGACACGCUGACCAACUUAGCAACGACCUAUUUUUGUAAAUAUAAAAGCGCGCAACAAUGUAAGAUUUCCAACAUUAAUUGUAAGUUCAUUUUGGUGUUAUUUAAUAUGGAUUGUAUUUUACUGAAUUAUGUUAAAGAAUUAAUAUUUCUUUUUUAAAUUUAUAAAUUUGAUGUCCGAUUUUCGUAUUGAGUUUUAUCCAAAAUUUAGCUUUUUAUGUAAUUAAUAAAUAAUUAAAAUUGAUGUAUCA